AUGAGGGACAAUGGUUCUACCGGCUGUGUAGUGAAAGAAGCCCUGGUUACCCCUGCUCAGUUCACAGGAGAACACGUGAGAGUCGUCAUGAUUAACGGCUCUAUGGCUACUUGCCCGAUAGCUGUAGUCGACGUGGAGACGCCAUUCCUCACUGGCAGAAUCCAGGCCGCUGUGAUGAAACAGCCUAUCUAUGAAUUGAUAAUCGGUAACGUUGAAGGGGUGAGGGACGUUCGGAACACGGACGCCGCGACCCAAACCGAAGAUCAAGUAGGUGCCGCCCUGACGCGAGCCCAGGCACGAGAGACACGGCCCGUGGUCCCUCUCAAGCUCACAUCACCUGACGAGCUGCUCAAUAGCGCUAACGUCACUGCCGCACAAAAGACCGAUCCCUCCCUUGCAAACAUUCGGAAGCAAGCCGCUGAGGGGGUAUCGAGGGUAAAUAAAUACGGAACGACUCGCUUCUGCCAACACAGAGGAAAGUUGUAUAGGGAAGUCAUCUCCGACCUCGGUGAGACUCGGUCGCAAUUCGUGGUGCCUGCACAGUACCGCCACGCGGUGAUGGAGAUGGGGCACAGCGCGGCCUUGGGUGGUCACAUGGGGCGACAGAAAACACAAGACCGCAUUAACAAGGGCCGUGUGAAACCUGCGCCGCUAAGACCCAUGCCCCUUAUAUCCGAACCAUUUGAGAGGGUAGCUGUAGAUAUUGUUGGGCCGAUCACGCCACGCGCGACUGACGGAUCAAAAUAUCUACUCACGUGUGUGGACUUCAGCACCCAUUGGCCUGAAGCAGUACCUCUGAAAAAUAUAGAGGCCACCACAGUGGCUGAAGCGCUGGUAGGGAUAUUCUGCCGUGUGGGCAUUCCCAAGGAGGUGCUGAGUGACCGAGGCACUCAGUUUACGUCUGCCAUGAUGGACGAGACGUUUAGGAUUCUUUCUGUGAAGGGCCUUAACACGACACCCUGCCAUCCCAUGGGUAACGGUCUGUGUGAGAGGUUCAACGGCACACUGAAAAAAAUGCUCAAGCGGCUGGCCGCCGAGCAACCCAAGGAAUGGCCGAGAUUUGUGGCUCCUCUCCUGUUCGCAUACAGGGAAGCACCGCAGAGUACUCUGAAGUUCUCGCCUUUCGAGCUACUCUAUGGAAGAGCAGUGCGCGGUCCACUCCAAGUGCUGAGAGAGCUAUGGGACGAGGACGUGCCAAGUCCGGAGGUACGUACGACAUACGAGUAUGUUAUAAACCUGGCUGGCAGACUUAGGGAAACCUGUCGUAUGGCCAAGGAAGAACUCCUGAAGGCCCAGGAGGUACAAAAGGCCCAUUAUGAUCGCAAUGCGCGACUACGCACACUGCAGCCUGGCCAGGAGUGCUUAGUACUCCUACCCACUGCUCAUAAUAAGUUGCUGGCGCAGUGGAAGGGGCCUUAUGAGGUCCUAGAACGCGUCUCCGACUUAAAUUAUGUAGUAUUGAUUGAUGGGAAACGGAAACGUCUUCACAUUAACAUGCUUAAGGAGUAUCAUGCGCCUACCAUCUCUGGUAGCGCUGGCGCUCAGGAACCAGCAUAUGCUGAGGAUAGGGCCACCUGUUUGAAAGCCGUGCGUGAUAUUUUUUCCCUCUCAACAGCUGCGAAGGAGGAAGGUGAGAUCAAAUGUAGUGCAGCUGUGAUUCACGAUGCAGAGGACGUAGGAGAUGGUCCUCUCACUGUACAAAAGCGUCAGACGGAGACCGUAGAUGACGUCACAUUAUCUGAAAGGCUAACACCUGAGGAACUUAGGGACGCUGUGGCUGAGGAAAUACAGGAAAUGGAGGACUUAGGCAUUAUCGAGAGAUCCGAUUCUCCGUACUGUAGUCCUAUGGUCGUCGUACGCAAGAAAGGCGGUAGUGUUAGGAUCUGCGGUGACUUCCGAAGGAUUAACGCAGUAACACAAAUAGACGCAGAGCCCAUGUUCGACCAACAGGAGAUAUUUAGCCGGCUGUCACACUCGAGGGUGUUUAGCAAACUGGACCUCACGAAAGGAUUCUUUCAGAUCCCGCUUGACCCCGAGUCAAGGAAAAUAACGGCUUUUGCCACCCCCAGCGGCCUCUAUCAAUAUCGGGUCCUUCCUUUCGGCCUUGCCAAUUCUCCCGCGGUCUUCAACCGCCGAAUAAGACAGGUACUAGGUGACCUGAAUGGGGUCGAGGUUUUCGUAGAUGACGUACUGAUUCAUUCUACGGAUUUGGAGGACCACGUAAGACUGUUACGUAUGGUCCUUGAUAAACUCAGAGACGCCAACAUGACGGUUAAGCCGAGCAAGUGUGAGUUGGCCAAGGCAGAUGUCGAAUUCCUAGGCCACAAGGUGAGUCAAGGACAGUGCCUCUGCUUGGAGGACAAGGUUCAGAAAAUAAAGGAAGCUCCUGUUCCCCACACCAAAAGACAGGUCCGAUCGUUCCUAGGGUUAGCAGGGUAUUACCGCAGGUUUGUCCCCAACUUUGCCGCGGUGGCGCUGCCGCUCUAUGAGCUUGUUAAGAAAAGAGCACCAAAUAAGGUUGAGUGGGGUCCCGACGAGGACAGAUCAUUCAAGGCACUGAAGUCCUUGCUGUGCAAGGACCCUAUCCUCCAGUUGCCUGACCCUACAAAGCCCUUUGUGCUUAGGACCGAUGCUUCCUGUGAAGGUUUGGGUGCUGUGUUACUGCAGGAGAAGGACGGCGACAUCUUCCCCGUGGCCUAUCACAGCAGGAAGCUCAAACCGGCAGAGAAGAACUACAGCACGGUAGAACGUGAACUACUCGCCGUAGUAGAUGGGAUAAAGAAAUUCUACUUCUACUUAUACGGGGAUGAGUUUGUAUUGCAGACAGACCACAUGCCCCUGGAGUCACUGCGUACCUCUAAGAAUGCAAACUCCCGAAUAAUGAGAUGGGCUCUGUAUUUGCAACAAUUUCAGAUGCGAGUUCAGUACAUCCGUGGCCGAGACAAUGUCGGGGCCGACCACCAGGUGUCCCUACUUUGUGGGGUACCUGCACAUAAUCACCCCAGUUUCGCCCCUAGCAGCAGCAUCCUUAGGGAGGACGCCUUGGGUGCCUGGAGAGGAAGAAGGGGCUCUGAGGGCAAUCCUGACCUGAAGGCCGUUCAGAACACGCUCGUGUCUCCCAGAGAGGGGUGA
Messenger RNA from Scylla paramamosain (green mud crab), 3132 nucleotides. RefSeq lists its product as uncharacterized. Gene Ontology annotation, molecular function: nucleic acid binding. Lineage: Eukaryota; Metazoa; Arthropoda; Malacostraca; Decapoda; Portunidae. The record is from RefSeq and is a predicted model, not a curated record. Gene Ontology annotation, biological process: DNA integration. The transcript is spliced from 5 exons. Bases 1 to 3132 code for a protein of 1043 amino acids.